GCCUUAUGGGGCUUCUCCCUCAUCGGGUCAUCCCUCUCCGCCCCGCAUCUCCCUCAUCGCCCCGCGCGGCCGCGCCUCCCUCGGUCCCUCCCCGCUACCUCGAACCUCUCCUCCUCCUCCUCCGCCGCCGCCUUCCCUCCGGCCAGCGCAUCCUCCUCCUCCGCCUCCGCCGUCCUCCGGCUGGAGGCACAUCCUCUGCCUCCUCUGCCUCCCCUCAUGUGACACAGCGCACAUCGCUUCCGAAGUCCCAAGAGCCACGUCGCUCGUGCCACCGGCCGCCGCUGUACGUCCAUCCUCUGUCUCCAGACUCCAACAGUGUGCAUCCGUCCCAGUUCCUGAUUACUUUUCCGCGACCGUGAGCUGGGAGUAUGGCCGAGGCAGCGAACGAGGAGGACGCCAAGAGGACAGGACUGGAAGGCACUGGCCUGCCGCUGCAAGGCGGCUCCCACGGCAACCUUCGUAGCGCUGGCAGCGACCAGCAGUUGAGGCAGAUGCUCGAUUCGCUCAAAUCCUCAAAGUCCCCGGCUGUGAUCAACUAUGGUGCCUCAUGGUGCCGUGUCUGCAGUCAGAUUCUUCCAUCCUUCUGCAAGUGCAGUGAUAAGUUCAAGAAACUUACUUUCAUCUAUGUGGACAUUGACGAGUGCCCUGAAACAACCCAAAACAUACGCUACACCCCGACCUUCCAUUUUUACAGAGACGGCGAAAGGGUCGAUGAGAUGCUCGGCGCAGGAGAAGAGAGACUACAUGAUCGGCUAUGGUUGCAUUCUUGAUUGAUUGGCCUCCACCUCCGUUGUUUCAUGAACCAUUUAUGUUGAAUGCAACUAUGUUUUUUGUCUCUCCAAAUUUCUACUUGUCAAACUCAAUGUUUCAGAGAACCUUG
This is a messenger RNA of Zea mays, 880 nucleotides long. RefSeq names its product thioredoxin-like 3-3. Bases 369 to 770 code for a protein of 133 amino acids. Lineage: Eukaryota; Viridiplantae; Streptophyta; Magnoliopsida; Poales; Poaceae. The record is from RefSeq and is marked validated. The transcript is spliced from 3 exons.